Molecule: messenger RNA, 2046 nt
Organism: Leishmania braziliensis MHOM/BR/75/M2904
Lineage: Eukaryota; Euglenozoa; Kinetoplastea; Trypanosomatida; Trypanosomatidae
Exons: 1
Coding region: 1-2046 (681 amino acids)
Molecular function (GO): RNA binding
Source: RefSeq, a predicted model, not a curated record
AUGCAGCCCCCACACACCCCUACCCAGCUGCUGCCGCAAGAUUCACCGCCAGACCUCAGCAACCUCACCACCAACGCCUUCUCUCCCCUUCCUUCCUCCGUCGGUGCCACCAGCACUGAGGAUAGGCAGCAGCAGCAGCAGCAGACAGCGACAGCGCACUUUUACGGGGACUCUCAGCUCGAAUCGUUCAUGAGGGUCGCUGCUGGAGACGACAAGAGUUCCGCGAUGUCACCCGAACCAGCGGCCAACAACCUGCUCGGCCAGCUUACCGUUUCAGCACUGGCGGUGCAGAAUGCCGCUCCCGCCUCACCACCGCAGCCACAGGCGUUUCUUCUCCAUCAGCUUACACCGCUUGGCGCGAGUGCAUGCUCGAACGCGAGUCGCUCUUCGGCUUCGUCGCAUGGCAGCGGCUCUGUGCAGAUGGGAUGCGGCCCGCAGAUGUACAGCGGUGACACCUCCUUUCUCUACCCAAACUACAUAAAAGAGGCGCUCUCUCUGACACCGUCGCAGUCCGUGCGCAGCCAACCCGAUGGUUUCGCUGCCGGCGUCGUCACCCCUCCGACGACGCCGAUGAACAGCAACACCAUUAACGACAACAUGAGUGCUUCUCUCUCACAAGUCAUGAUCGGUGGCGCAGCCAUGUCAUCGGGUGUGACCAUGCCAUUCAGCCAGCCGAACGACGCUGAGGUGCGCAGCAACCUGUUUGUGUGUGGUCUUCCGGUCAGCGUUAGGGACAAGGAGCUUCUGGAGCUGUUUGAGAAGCAUGGGGAAAUCGAGUCCGCCAAGGUGAUGCUCGACAUCCACACUGGUCGUAGCCGUGGCAUUGCCUUCGUGAAGUUCAAGAGUAUCGAGCACGCCGAGAACGCAGUGGACGCGCUGAACGGCACACAUAUAAAUGGACAUCAGAUCACUGUGCGCGUGGCGAACUCGCGCGCUGCCUACCUCCCAGGCAACCCCACGAACAAGACCUUUGUGCGCAACGUGCCGCUGACAGUGUCGCGCUCCACACUCUUUGACUACUUCGCUCAGUUCGGCGAGGUGACCGACCUCUCUAUCAAAUCGGACACCGCACAGGGCCGCCACAACCAGUCAGGACGCUCAAUCAGCACCGCCGAUGACAGCACUGAUGACAAGCUGAACAUUGUUUUCAUCACCUACUCAACCAAGGAGGCCGCCGCCAAGGCCGCCGAGGCGACGCACACGAAGACACCGUUUAAGGAGUGCAAAGGCGUGCCUCUGCUGGCGAAGGUCGCCGAAGACACAGUGCGCCGUAUGGAGCGUCUGUCGCGUCGUCAGCGCACCACUAUGGGUGCCGAACGGACAAGGGACGCGAACACAGCGGGCAGUGGCGGUAGUAUCACGUCGAUGGGUAGGCUCGCUGCCUCACCGCUAGGUGGCGUUCUUCCUCCCGGUAUGAUGGUGCCACCGAUGAUGGCCAUGCCCGAUAGCUUCCCUCCUGGGGCGUUUGUCUCCGUUCCCACGAUGGGUAGCCCGCCAGACCUCACCGCACCCACGAUGAUGUCCUCGAACACGGCAGGUGACCAUAUGACGGCCUUCUGCGAUGUCAACGGUAGCACCAUCUAUAGCUCGGCCCCACCGAACCCCACCGCUGCGGCCAGUGGUAUGGCCUACGCCAUGCCUGGCAAUAUGGCGCAGCCGAGCAUGUUUUUUAGCGCUCAGCCACCACCACCACUAUCAAUUACCCAGUCAGCGCCGCCGCAGCCUCAGCAGAUCCCGCCGCAGGCACAACCGCACGCCUUGUAUAUGGCCACCCCCAAUGGCUUUGCGACAGCGCCACAGCCUCAGCAACAGCAGCAGCAGCUGCAGUUUUUCCCAGCGCCGCCGCCACUGCUGCCGGUGCAGCAGCAGUCACAGUCGGCAGUACCGAUGACAGGCGCAGCGCCUGGCCAGUUGGUGUACAUGCAAACCGCGAACGGAUCGGUGAUGCCGGUUGUGUACGGCGGGGCGCAACCGGCGGCGGGGCCAAUGCUGCCGCCGAUGAGCCCUUACUUUGUGAUGAUGGGUGGGCAGCAGCUGCCGAGUUAG